GGAAAAUAUUUGUUCGGAUCCGUAUUUUAUCAGAAACGUGUUUAAUCAACCGUAUUUAAUCGAAAAAAAAAAUAUUAAAAAAUGAUAAAAAUGUUGUUAUCAUUAAUAAUUUUAAAAUACCAGUGACCCGAAUAAUUGUGCGAUAUACACAAUAUAUGCCUACCAUCAUAACUUCAAUUGUCAUACAUCGUUAUCAAAUUAAUUUUCGAUAAAAUACGUUUCCGACAAAAUAUGUUUCCGAGCAAAUAUUUUCCAACAAAAUAUAACUCCUAUCGAAAUUCUAGCCUCGAGUCUUGCCACAUAUAUAUUUAGUUCAAUCUUUGACUACAAAAUAUAGUAUAGUUGGAAUGUGCAAAUUAUAAUGUAUUCUGUACUCAUAGGUAUUAUGAUUAUUGUACCAUUCCAAUGACAAACUCAUUGCCCGCUGCGCGUCAUGGUGACUCCUAUUAUUAUUUGUGAUUUAAAUUUUUUUUUUAGUUUACUCGCUAUAAAGAAUUGUAAAAUAAGUUUAAAGUACAGUUAAAGAAAAACCAGCAAACAAGAAGGUGGCUGGAGAAACCGGUGGAUAACGGGAUAAAUAACACGUAAGUUAGAUAACAUCUAUUUAAUCUUCAUAAUUAUUUAAAUUUUGUUUGCAAGUAAAUAUUAUCAAUUAUUUAUUUUAUUACCUUAAAUAUUCUCGUAGUGCAUCUAUUUUUAAAUUUUAUUGAAUGCAACCUACAAAUGAUGCAUGAUUUGAAAUUAAAACUUUGAAAAGCAUUUUCCAUCGCCGUGUAAUAUAUGUCCAGUUUUUUAUUAAUAAAGCGUUAAUAUUAUAUAUAAGUAUAAAAUGCUAUAUUUUAAAUAUCAUGAAUGUGUAAAAUCAAUACCUAACGUUUUUCAGAAUUUCAAAUACACAGCCGUUACCAAUUCGAACAUUCCAAAACCCUCAAAAAACCACAUCAUUAUCAGAUUAUGAAGAUGAAUAAUAUCUGAUCACGGAAUUAUUGAACACGACACAGCCCAAAAGUUAUCCACGUAAGACGGAAAAUAUUUUUUUUACGUUUUUAAAAAAUGUACAACUUUACACCAUCAAUUUUUUGAAAAUGAUAUUUCAAAUUUAUUUUAAGAUAGUACAUACACAUGUAAAUGUAUUUUAGCUCGAGUGGACACUUACCAUUAAAAAAAUUAAUGUUUUAUUUAAUUAUCGCAUUAUAGUAUGAUUUAUACCAAUUAUUAUCCCGUGAUAUUAUUAUAUUUUAUGAAUAUAACUCAUAAUGUAUUACUUUAUAUUAUCUUGUUGCGAUUGGAAAGAGUAGUAAAUUUUGACAUUCGUUUAAAAAUAAUAAUUAGUUUAUUUUGAAUUAUUACCAGAUAAUCCAUUUUAGUGGGUAAACUCAUUAUCUCGGAAAAUAUUAAUUUUUUCCAGAAUUUGUUUUCUAAAACAUUUAAAAAACAAGCUGUUCUACAAUUUUAUAUUUAUGUCAUUUUUUUGUCCUUAUUUUAGGGGGUUAAAACAACCACUAAUUACUUUUAAUUUUCAAAUGGAAACCUGUACAAAAAUUUUAUAAAUAGAAGGAGUAUUAGUUCAUAAAAUAAUUAGAGUAAUAUUUAAAACAAAUUUAAGUUUUAAUAUUUUUGAUUUCCGUCAAUCCGUUGACGAGAUAUUUCACUUUUAAGUUUGAGUUGGGGAAGAUUAAUGGAGUAUAAUUUGUGUGGCGGUACGGCGUGCGGCGUGUUAAUAAUGUCAACCACUUUCCUCCAACCAUAAAACUAAAAGUGGAAUAUCUCGUCAACGGUUUGACAGAAAUCAAAAAUUGCAACAUUCUAAUUUAUCUUAACUAUAACUCCAUCUAUUUAUGGAAUUUUUAAUAUAGGUUGCCAUUUGAAAAUCAAAAGUAGAUAGUGGUUUUACUCCCAAAAAUAAGGAUGACAAAAAAGAACACAAAAUUGUAGAGCUGCUUGUUGUUUAAACGUUCUAAAACAAUGGUUCUCAAUAUUUUUAAGACCAAAGUCAGAACCCUUUAUCACUUUUUCAAAAAGUAGAUUAUGAAAACAGCUGGGAAAAUCAAAAACCUACCUCCCUAAAGUAUACCAUCCCAGUCGGAUUUUUUUGCAAAAAAAAAAAUCGAAGCGAAAUUGCCGGUAGAUAAGUUGUUCACAGCUAAAAAAGAAAAAGAGCUGAUACUGGGGAUGGGAAUGACCACUGUUAUAGAUGAGUAGUUGGGAAGGUAGAAUACAUAAAAUGAUUCAUUUAUAUCUGUAAGUAACGAUAAACCAUUACUUGACGAAAGACGAUUUCUGAGCGCAGUUCCAUAAAACAUAAUUUUUGCAAUUUUCGUUUAAAUUUGAUUUCAAAACGUUUAUUAAAAAAAAUAAGUCAUCCGAUGAUUUUGGAAUUUUACCACCACGUCUGAGUAAAUCCAAUAUAAGUAUUAUCACCAAGUUUUAAGUAUCUAAGUGCAUUUAUAACCCAUUUACCGCAAAAAACUACCAAAAAUUAAAAUUCCUUAAAAGCUCAAAAGUGGCUGGUAAAAGUUUUGGUAAUAAUACAGUAAGAAAGUAAAUCAAAGAGACGACAAAAAAGGUAUCCUGUGAUUUUUCGAUUAAAUCAUUUUUUCUUUAUUAAAUAAAUAAAAGACUAAUAAAAUGUAUAACCACAGGAUAAAUUAAGUCAAUAACAGACAAGUAAGCAAAUAGCGGCUCCCGGGUGGCUGGAAUAUAUAUGUAAGCGCAUUAUCAGUUCAAUAAAUAAUUAUGGGACUAUUGGGACUGUUUUUAUUACUUGUCGAACCAAAAUCGGUCCUCUUGUCGAUUCGAUAAGACAUUAUUUUUGGCUUGUUUUUUAAAUAUUCUUUAAAAUAAAUUUCGAAAAAAAAUUAAUACUUUCCGAGAUAAUGAGUGUCUUAUGAUAGAUUGAUAAUCCCGUAUAAUAGAUUCUAUUUUAUUAAACUUUUAAAUUGACAUUCCAUUAAUAUUAAUAAUGCGUAAGUUUGAAUAUGUAUAGACUUUUGAAGGUAUUAAGUUCAUUGUCAACUUAUACAAGACCAGAAUUUUACUUUGAAAUGCCAUAAAUUUGUUCAAUUUUCUAAUAUAAUAUGAACAAAGUAAAAUACACAAUUCAUUGAAACAAUUUAAUUGAAAUUAAUUAUUUCCCAUACUCUCUUGUCGUGUUGCAUACAUUUGAACGAAUUGAAUUUGUUUUAGCGUAAAAUCGUUAUUUUGCACAAACAAAAUUUUGAUUUUGUUUUGCUCGGGAGCACGACACUUGGCCUAUAAACUAUUGUAAUGAUAGGUUAUUUAAGCUAUCAUACAUAAUUUAAAAUAAAAUAUUAUGUAAUGUAAGAAAUAAAUCAAACAAUUAAUACCGGGAACGAAAAUUAAACAUAUACAUCCAAUUCCAUUUUUUUUUUUUGUCAAAUAACAUAUAUUUUAAUGCGAUAUUUACUCAUCGUAAGGAUAUGAUACUUAAGCUAUCAUAUAUAAUUAAAAUAAAAUGUAUAAUCAAUAUUGUAAAAUAAUUAUAAUAAUUUAUAGCCAUUAAGUAUUAGAUUAAGUUGUUAGUAUUAACCAGAUUAAAAUAACACAUUUACACACGCACACACACAUAGAUCUCCAGUUAUCAGGAGGCCGGCCACUUCUAAUCACACACACAGUGUAUGUAUUGUUCCCGUUGCUUUUGAACAGAUGAUCACAAGCUAGUGUAAAAGACUACGCAGAGAUUCUUACAAAAACACGGGAAACUAGAACAGUGUUUUAUAUUUAAAAAAAUUAAUAAAAAAAAAAACAGUUGUUACAUUAAAAUCUUUUUAUUUACUUCGGUCACCUUUAUCAAAUUCAGCAGAUCAAUUUGCCGCCUGAAGAAGAAAGGUAAUCAAAUUUAUAAUUAACUUACACGUGUGAAUCAAUUUUAUAUAAUUAGGCUGGCCCCUAUAUUUUUGAUUACUACACUAUACCAGGCUUUACCCUAUGCUAGCGAUGGGAGUUUAAAUGGCUUUUUUAACAUUUUGAUCAUUAUAGGGAUAUCCUUUUUAAUCUCAUAUAGGCAACAUUUUUGAUUUUACAUACAUACAGAGUAUAACACGUUCUGUCGACAAAGCUAUUUCUUAAAACCCGAUCCGCUUUAGACGUAAGAUAUACUAAAUAUUGUUAAAACCUCAAAACUGCACCCACAACAGGCCGAGAAAAAAUAUUUAUAAUCUAAGUGAGUACUCACUACUCACUUUGUGGGCUGUAUUACAUUUUUGGUUUUAUGCAAAAGUCCAAUUUUAUUCAUCAAAUAUAUAAAUCGAAAUGUCGUACAAAAAAAAAACAUUUCAUUUUAAUAGCCUCUUUUACACCCACUGUGGAAACGCUGUAAUGUUACAGCGUAGGUCAUGUUUGUUAUUAUAUAUUUAUUAUUCACAUAAAGUCUAGGUAAAUUAUGGAUAUUGAUCGUCGCACUAUAAUAAUAUAAACUAAGUUAAGCAAAGGGUCAAACCGCUAAAAAUACCGCGAUAGGUUUGUAUAAUACGCAUAAGUAUAAAUGUCGUUGGAAUAUUUGGUAUUCCAUCAGUCUUUUGUUCUUAUUACACGGUCAAUGUUUUUUUAUGCAUAAAAUAAAAUAAAUUAUUAGAUUGUAAAUAUUAUUAUUAUAAUUAUUGUUAAAACUGUAUUGUCUCGGUGUUUGGUUCACUACGCAACUCUACUACUACAACACUACUAACUACAGAAUAAACUGUUAAGUGGGUAAUUGUAUUUUGAUAUGUUUUAAAAUUGUAUAUUUUUCUGAAAAUUUCAGAGGCGUGUUCACAGGGAGGAAGAUGAUGAUGUAUCUCUCCCUUUACUUUUAUUUUUAUAUUCUGAACGUAGGGAGGAAAUUGUUAGUUUUAAUAUAACGUGUGUUUUUUUUUUCUAUCUUUAACAUUUUCUAUCAUAAAUCUUGAUCCAAUCAAAAAAUGACGAAAGCUUUUUGUAGCAUGUGUUAUCUGUUUGAUGAAUUGAUUCAUUUAUUUUCCUUAUAAUUUGAAAAAAUUGGAAAAACGUGGGAAAAGCGGAAAGUUUAUGGCAAAUCCAUUGUCAUAACUUUUUUUUUUUGUAACUAGGUUAAAUACAUUCUUGCAACUUUUGAGUUAUUUAUAGUCCAAUAGGCAUUCAAUAUUUUUAAUUUUCUUUAGUUCUUUUGUUUUAUGCGGAUCAAAUUGUUUUAUCCGAAUAAAAAUGGUUGACGACUUGACGAGAAACUUUACUUAUAAUUUUAAUAAGUUUAAACAAAAGGUCAAUAAAAAAAAAAUAGUACUUAAAUAAUAUAACUAUAAAAUAUACUUUUUAAAUUUGAGAUUCUGAAUGGAACAAAGAAUGUAUUGGUUUUACAAAGAUGUUUAUUUUUGUAUUAUAUUUUUGUGUGAACUUUUUUUUUACCAGAAAGCUUAUUUCGAUGUAUAUAAUGUAGAUCGUUUUCUAAAAGGAAAUUUUCUUGGGGUGGUACUUUAAGGAAGUAAUUUUUUGAUUUUUCCAAGAGUUUUCUCAGUAAAUAAAAAACCGGGAUAAUUUUCUUUCAGAAAAGUGUCUACGUUGUAUACAUCAAAGUAAGCUUUCUGGUAGAAAAAGAGUUCACAUAAAAAUAUAAUAAAAAAAUUAAACAUCUUUGUAAAACUAAUACAUUCCUCGUUCCGUUUAGAAUGUAAAAUAAUUAGCUGAACAAUUGAAAAUAUAUUUAUACAACUAAGAUAAAUUUGAUAAUCUUUGAUUUAGAAUGGAUAUACCCACCUAAGCAGGUGGACUAAAUAACAAUAAUAAUAAAAUAUAUUAUACAAAACAAUACUGCCAACAACCUUGAAUUGUGAUGCCGGCGAAUGAAGGGAAACCGGUGUUAGUGGGAAAAAUAAAAAAUAAAAAUGUAACUAAGUGCAAAUAUAAUAUCAACUCAUUGGUUCAAAUGGUGGGAGCAUAAACAUUUACAUUGGUCAUAAUAAUUAUUUUACCGGGUGUCCUACAGUGUUAUCCGAAUGCUAAUAAUUCUGUCAAUAUUCUUUGUUGUUUUUUUACAAUCGAGUUUCGAUUCAGGGGACCUAAAUGUAGAGAAAAAUAUAUUUUUUAUUUUCAUCUCUUAAUCACUGAAAAAAAUGACUUUUUAUUUGUUUAAUUUUUUAAAUUGUCAAAAUAGCCAAUUUGUAAAAUAUAUUAAUAUAAUGGUAGACAUUGUAUCAUACAUUCGAUGAAUAGUUACUUAGUUAUAGUGGCUUUAGUGUACAGAAAAUAAGCUUGAAAACAAUUAAUAUUCAAUAGAAAAUAAGGAUUUAUCGUGCUGAUUGUGAUGACUUAUCGUGUAACGUAUUAUUCUAUUAGAAAUUAAUUGUUUCCACGCCAAUUUUCUAGAAAUUAAAACGCAUAUAUUAUUAACGUUAAUAGAAACUAUAGAUCGAAUAUGUAAGUAUGGUACAUUAAAAUGUUUUGAAUAAUAUAUUUAACAAAUUCGCUUUUUUGAAAAUUUUAAACAGUGACAAAAAUAAAAAAUUACUUUUUUCAGUGAUUGAGAGACGAAAAUAAAAAUUUAAUUUUGCUGUAUAUUUGUGUUCCCCUGACACAAAAUCCGAUUGGAAAAUAUUAAAAAAAAAAAAGUAAAUUGACUGAGUUAUUAUAGCAUUCGGAUAACAAUUUAGGACACCCUGUAUACAAAUACGCAAUUAUAUGGUGACCGCAAGUACUAACAGUAUUCAUCGUGUUAAGUUAGUCAUCAUGCCGAUUCUUGUAUACACUUAUUUCUGGUUACGGAAGCGUCGAAGCUAAAGUGGAGGGAGGCCAUCCUAUCGGGUAGAGAUUUUAGGACCUAGGUGGCCGACCCCAACUGUAUAGAUAGUCGGGAAAAGAGGCGAAAAAGAAGAAGACAACUGAUGUCUGUGGUGUCUAUGCCUAUUCGUUGUAUGUACCGUAAAUUACUUCUUUGCCGUAUUCUCUUAAGUAUAUUAUAGAACAAAUGUAAAACUAAAUGUAUUUGUUGUAUUUAAAUAUUUUAUACGAAUGAUAUGUUUAUGUAUUCGCGACCUUAUACUAGUACCUACACUCACCGACUCAUCGCUUCGGUCGCAUAUACCUACUGAACAGUUUGGUAGGUACCUAUUGCUUAUAUUUUGUUUUCCUCGUUUGUUAGCUUACAACAAUAUCAAAAAUCAGUUAUUUGCAAUUCAUUUAAAAUAUACAUCAUUUCGAAUAUUAUUAUGUUUAAAAAAAAUACGUGCAAUUUUAUUUUAUUCUAAAUUACCCAUCGAUAAUAAUAUUUUUUUUUUAUUAAUAUAAUUAUGUUUGUUUUUUUUUUUUUAUUUAACAAUAUACAUUAUAUUAACGUGAACGCAAAAUGAUACUUAAAAACUUGAGAUAUUUAAAAGUUUGGUCAGAAAAAAUAACAAAACGAUAUUCACUUUCAAUCGAAUACAACAGUAUACAAGUUAAUCAAACAUAUUGAUUUAUUAUUAAUAAAAUAAUAAAGUAAAAACAAAAUUAUUAAAACGGUUAAUACUCGUAAAUAAAUAAAAUAAAUAAAUAUAGUAAAUAUAGUAUUUAUUUACUUUAUUGAUUUAUUAUUGACAUGUUAUACGAUAAUAUUUUCUUUAAGUUUAAAAAUAACCUAAUAUUCAUCGUAGAUAAAAAAUGAAUACCUAUAAUAUAUAAUUGUGUGUAUUCAUAAAUCACUUUUUUUAUUUUUUGUUUUUCAUAGAGAUAAACAGCCAUCGAUCAUGAAUAACGUCCGAUUAAACACGGGAACAUUAUACUGUAUGAUCGCUAUAUUGUUAGUAACAAACACUUUAGCCCAACAAACUUAUAAUAAUAGAACUAGCACUGCAGGUAUUAAUGGUAAAACAAACAGUAAGUAUAAUAAAAGUUCUUGAUAAAUAAAUAAACUAUGCAUGCAAAAUAUAUAGGUAUAUAAUAUAGAUAAGUUAUAAAGUUUUCCGCAAAAAUAUAUUUAUAAAUCGAGUUUGAAUUCAUUUGAAUUUUCUAAUUUAUACUAACUAAAAUCUCAUUGAAAUUCUGUUUAAAGUUAAACUGUUACUGUUCAUAAACGUACGAAAUGUAAAAUAUGUGACGAAUGUAUAGGGUUUAAUUAUUGUACGUCGUAUUCACUGGAUUAUUCCAAUGAAUCAUUUGACAAAAAAAAAAAAAAAUAAUAAAAAAUUAGAAUAACAAUAAUAAAUAAAAAAUUAUAUAACGUAGGUAUUGUUUUCAGAAGUUUCCAGUAAAAAUGUUCAAAAAAAAAGUUCAAAUGACUAAAUGAAAUCGACUGUACUUAUACCUAAUCACCAGUAGCAUAAAAGCAGGUGAUUAUUUACCUAGCCCCAAUGAGUGGCAGCGCGAAGAAAGUAUAAUCAAAUCACGUGAUUUACAAAAAACCGGAUGGGUGCGUCGUGGGUGCUGGGUGUUCAGUAAUUUUAUAUAACAAAAAUCAUUGUUUUUUUUUUUUUAAAGCCAUUAAAAGAAUUUCAGACUGUAGAAAUUUGAUGAAUUUGACGAAUUUUAUUGAAAUUUAACAAAUUACAAUACAUUUGUGGUAGGGUGGGAGAAUUUUUGAAUUGGGGUGGGUGGAAAAUUGUAUCGGUGAUACAUGGUAAAAAUACUUCGAGUUACCACUGGCCCCAAUAGUUUGUAACGGAAGGUAGUGUUUUACGCUUAUAGUUUGAGAAUUAACGAUAAUGUAAUUGAUUUUUUUUUUAUAUAAUUUAAUAUUAUAACAAAAUAAAUUAUUGAAUAAUACCUAAUACUUAUAGUUAAUUAUAUAAAACUAUGAUAAAAUAUUUACAACAUUGAAUAUACCUGAGUAGAUGUAUUAAUGUUGUUGAUUAUAUUUUUAUUUUUUUUUUUAAAUAUAAUUGUUUGCGAACCCGUCCAUCCGUCUCAAUAGAAAUAACAUUAAUAUGGGGAUGCUAAAAAAGAAAAUGUAAAAAGUAGAGGCGCUCCGUUCCAUUGCGUCCCCCCCCCCUAAUUCAAGCACUGGCUUUUAUGAAAAUGUAGAAUUUUGUCGCGGUAGAGGCAGCUACUGUGAGGCAUCACUGCCUUCUCGGUCUCUAUAAAUAAGAUGUAAGCAGAGGUGGAUUUUGGAAAUUUAUAAAUAUAUAUAUAUUUAUACAGAGUGAUCAAUCUAUCAUAAGACACUAUCAUGUCGGAAAGUAUUAACUUUUUCGACGUUUGUUUUAUAGACAAUUUUAGAAACAAACAGCUCUGCAAUUUUACAUUUAUGUUAUUUUUUUGUCGCCAUAAUUUUUGAAGGUGAAAAUGGUAUCGACUUUUGAUUUUCAAAUAGCAACCUAUAUUCAAAAUUCCAUAAAUAGAUGGAGUAGUAGUUAAAUAAAUUUUGGUGUUUAAAUCUGUAAUUUCCCUCGAUCCGUAUACGAGAUAUCCCAUUUUUAAAUUUGGGUCGGAGAAGAGUAGUGGUACAUUCUUAAAACACCGCGCUCUGUGCCACCACACAAAUGAUGCUCUACUACUCUCCCCCGACCCAAACUUAAAAUGCAAUGUCUUGUCUAUGGAUUGACGGAAAUUUGAAAUUUAAACAACAAAAUUUAUUUUAACUACUACUCCAUCUAUUUAUGGCAUUUUAAUGAAGGUUGCCAUUUGACAAAAAUUUGACAGAAAUUAAUGUGAUGUUAAAUUUUAGAACGGCUAGUACCAUAACUGUUCUUUAAAACAAAUUUCAAAAACACUUUCCGGGCUAAUGAAUGUCUUACGAUAGAUCGAUCACCUCGCACACUCGUAUAUGUCUGACGUGUAAAUAUAGUGUAGAAAAAACCCACAACGCGUCGUGUCGUCACAAUAUGUCAUUUUUGUGUUUUCGUUUACUGUCAUCAAUCAUUUACGUGCAAUUAUAACUGGCAUAUUGCGUACCUGUGUUGCGCGUGCGUAAUUUACGAAUUUGAAUCUAUUUAAUCAUUAAUAAUUACAAUUGUAUUUAAUAUAUGAAUAGCACGAUGCAAAGCCCAUGAGUUCGCGUGCGCAAAUAGCGCAGACACCAUAUGCAUUUCAAAGUAUGAGGUUUGCGAUACAUUUACCCACUGUGACAACGGAUACGAUGAAAAUCCCACCAUGUGUCAGGUACGACUGGUGCCUAAAUGAGGGGCGAUUAUCUUAAUUAAUAUAUUUGCUGGCGUGAUCGCGCUUUUUUAAGUUCUUAAUCCUUUUUGAUUUUACACCAAUCAAAAUCAUAACAAUAUUGCCAUGUUGUGCUGAAAGUAUAAUCAAUACCUAACGUACGUAAUUCAAGUCCAUUUUUUGUUCAGAUUUUAAGCACAGUGAAGAACCUAUAUAGGUAAUAAUAGUUUUUCUUUUCUAUUUAGUCGAAAAAAUCCAAUUUACAAGGUAUACAUUUAUAUAUAGGUUAAAUAAAAUAGGUAGGACAUACAUUUGGGCAAUUUAAAUGAUAUUUAUACAGUUAUUUUUAAUUUUCAAUUAAAAUAUAAUAUAUAGAUAAUGGUAAUAAUACAUAAUUCUAACACAAAUAGUGUAGAAGAAACGAAUAAUUAUCAAUAUUUAAAGUUUUUCUUGUAUCUCUUCCGGUAUACAAACCAAAUUAUAACUACACAGUGCGAAUUAAGUCAGAGUUUCUUUUACUCGGUAUUGUAUAAUAUAAUAAGUAGGUUAUGACGAUUCGCGGUGACAAUACGACUGCGGUGUAAUAUAAAAUAAAACCGUAUCAAACUUAAAAAUGUUUUGCGUUUGUUUUUUGUAGACACGUGUUUGUGAGCCGACGAUUGAACACAAAUGCGCGAAUGGACAAUGCAUCAGCACGAUCCGCGGUUCUCUAGAUAACCGAAAUACCUCCCAACCGUUUUCGCAUCCAAAUAAUCUUAAAAGGGUUGCCUGCGACGGUCGUCUAGACUGUAAUGACGGAAGUGACGAAGCCCCCAGUUUAUGUAGUGACGUAUGAAUCAAUUUUAUUUUUUUAAACUUUUUGGUAUGCCGUGGGUCCUGAGGGUCGUGGGUCGUUAGGUUAUUUAUAGGUAUUUGAUAUUUUCGUGAUUCAAUGAAUAUAUAUAUAUAUUUGUAGAUGAUAGGUAUCUGUAAUACAAAUUACAUGAUUUCAGAGAAAUACUUAGAAAUUUAACACAAGGUACAUUAUAAAUCAUACUUAGUGAUAUAAAAAACAAAUUUGAACAUUAGUUUUUUUCUUUUCAAUUUUCUUAUUUAAACAGAUAAAUGUGUCUUGUUGUGUUAUCUUGUUAUGUGUCUUGUUAUGUUAUAAAUAUGUCUUGUUACGUAUCUCAUUAUGUUUUGUUUUCAUAUUUUUGUUAAAUAAGUAAAAAAUACGAAAAGAUAAAGAAAACAUAAUCAAAUCGUGCAAUCGCCGUUUUUUGGCACUGCACUUAUUCAUUUAAUACCAACAAAAAUUACUAAUCGUUCCAAAACGAUAAUAGAUUUAAUGUAUAAGAUUCCGUGUACAACGAAAAAGCUAUUAUUAGUUGUACAAAAAUGUGUUAUUUUUUCUUGGAAAUAACUUUUACAAUUAUUAAAAAUUAUUAGAUUUUUGGAUAUCCUUGGUAAUACCCGGGGGGGAGGGAAUAAAACACCGCUAUUAGCUAAUAGCACUCCACUCUUCAGAAUCGUUUUACGUCCACAACAAUUUUUCUUGUUGCGUACCGCAGUAUAUUAAAUGCCAAUAUAAACUCAUGUCUCAUAAUUACCCGGUACGUAUAUUAUACCCUACCUUUUCAACGAUCCGCCUAUAUUAUACAACAGUGGCGCAAAGUGUGGCCAGGUUUUUAAUAACUCGGACGUACAUUUUUUAAUUUUUAUUAUUAUUAUUUCAUUAAUAAUAACGAAACGAAAAUGUUAUUUUUCGCAUGCGUAAAUUGUAUUUUUAAAAUGUAUUAGCUUUAUUUCGAUUAUCGUAAAAUCAAUAACGUUUUUCAGAAUUUUACCAAACACUCGCAACAUACUGCCACUAACGUUUCAAUGAGACCCCCGGAAAUACAUAAUGCGUAUCCUGCGCCGAAACCACCGCCGGAAUCGUAUUAUUACGACAACGGAAAUUCUUCAGUCGUCACGCCACAGAUCAACACCAAUGUGUCGUGUUGCAAUAACAGUACGAAACGUUUGAGUUUUCAGACCAGCACGACAAAACCAUUUUACCCGACUACCACGAUGAAAUCGGUUUUUCAGACAGCCGUCACCGUUACGACGCCGCUGUCGCCAGGAAAAAAUGCAUAUGUUCCGACCACCAUCACCACCACUAACACACAAAGGUCCGGAAUAAGAAUAUUUUAGUCAUUAAAAAAAAUAAAUAAAUAAAUAAAUAUUACUUAUAGUACUUAUAAACUUAUUUAUUGUCGAAUUUUUCCCGAAAUCAUUAACUGUUGUACUGUAUUAUUCUCCCACUACUGUUGGACAUUUCUAUUUUCUAGCAGUUCCCUCUGCACCGAAUGAGCCCAAAAACGGGAAUUAUAGAGUGGUUUUUUACGGACGUGGAUUGAAGUGAUAAAAGCCGGAAUGAAUUUCAUUAUAAGUUUAACCAUAUUUCGCGGGAAGAUUGUGUUUGUUUAGCCUUGUACGCCACUACAGACCCUUCCCUCCCGAAUGAAGCUGGGUGAAUGCGAUUUUGUGUACAAUAUGCAUAGCGCUAUACUCGUCAUAGUAUCGAGGAUGUUAUCUUUUGAGGUUUCAAACUGCCACCCUUACCGUUUUUAUGACCAAAUUUUAUGAUAUAUUAUUACCAUAUUUUAUGAUUUUCCAAGUAACAUAAUUAUUAACUAUUGUGAUAGGUACAGUGCAAUAUAAUUGUUGACAAAUAAGUGUAAUGUCAUGGUAUUUGAUUAUUUUUGUUUGAAACACAAGUUCUGUAAUAUAAAAAUAGGUUCGAGAAAAAUGACUCUAACGACGGAGAUGCUCACGGGUAUUUUCUAUUUAUAUUUUGUUUUUUUUUAUAACAACUCGUACAACACAUUUUUCUUUUAAUCUACACUGAGACGAUACAGAAACCUUUCCGGUUUCGAGUGCAUCGUAUCAGGCCCAUAUUCACGGGGAGCUGGUGCAAUAUCUUUAUUAAUCAAUAUCAAUGUUCUUACAUUGCCCCAUUGACCCGUUAUUCGCUCCCCUAAAAUUUUUAUCGGAAGACGGAUAUUUUCGAAUUAAUCGUUUUAUUAGAAAAAAUAAUAUAAGAUAGUAAAGUCAUAUAAUAUUGUUUUUUCUAUUGCCUCCCCUGAUGAAUUGAUCUGACUAUGGGCUUGCACCGUAAACCACUUUCUUUAAAUAAUAUUAUAGUUCGAAAAAUAACCGCAAUAAUUUAUAAUGUUAAAUGGUACGUUGUGAACUCGUUGCCAAAUACAAAAACAUUGAAUAAUUUACAAUUUUACUGUUUUAUAAUCAUUUAAUAAUUGUUUAUAAUUUUAAAAUAUACAGGUAUUGUAGGUAACAUUGUAUAAUAUAUUUUUAUUUUAAAGGAUUGUCAAAUGCAUAGUGCCGGCAAACGAGGGUUCAAGGUAUUAUUCCCAAAACGAAAAGGGCGACGAGCUACCAUUAUUUGUUGGAACCGAAGUCGAUAAAUAUGAAGUUAUUUACGAAACCUGCGAAAAAGGGUAUCACAAAGUCGCGCCGUUCAAACACAUGAUAUGUGAUAAAACUGGGAAGUGGAAUCCGUUAAUUUCACAAAAACUAUGUUUGAGUUAGUAUUAUAUUAUAUUCGAAUUUGUAUUGUUUAAUUCGUUUGACCGGUGAAUUUGUGUGUUUUGUUACGUACAAUUGUUUUAUGUAGGCAUGUACACAAAUAUUAUAGCGUAUCGUAGGUAUCAUUGGCGGCAUUUGGGAGGCGAGACAGCAUUAGGGUGAAAUUGUAUCACAAAAAUUCUUGUAAGGGACAAAUGUAUCAUCAUUUUACACCCACAGGCAACAGACAGGUAUAUUAAAAUAAAGUGAAACAUAUUAUGGUUAUCACCAUUAUUAUAUUAUACGAAUUACGUAAAUUUACUAUAAUUUAAAGACAGAUGUGGGCUGUCUAUAGGGCGGAAAUAUCGGGUCGGUGAAAAUCCGGGCGGCUUAAAUCAAUUUGGUUCGAUGAAUUACAAUCGAUCAAACGUAAAAGUUUUUGUGUUUACUAUUCAGAUAUAGAAAUAAUAUAUUUAAUUUAAAACCGCCGAAUAAUCGUUUUUAUUACCAAUAUAGUAAUGUUUUUCGUCUUGAUAUUCAACAUUUCGGGCCGAAUAUUCUAUUUCUCCGGGUCCAAAUUUUACUCCUCUAAUCAGGGGGUUUAGUAAAGCUUCGAUUGAAUUGCUCAUCGAAAAGAAUACUGGUUCUGUAGUAGGCAUACCCUAUAUAAACCGGAAAAACAAAACAAGUGUCCGCGUUAUAAUAUACUCAGACGCACAAUUAAUUGAAUACAUUAAAUUUGAAUAUUUAACCACGAUGAUUUUAUAGAAAAAUGUCCGCCCGUGAAGUCAGCGAGUUUAAAUAUCACUUGCACAUUCAAUAAUGAAAACUUCGAUUGUUCGACUCCAGCAAUACCCGGAACGCGGCUAAAACCGAAAUGUAAUUAUUUGCAUAGUUUGCCCAACGGAAUAAAAGAGCCUGAAAUCGAAUUGCGCUGCCUUUCCAACGGCGAAUGGGACGGUCAACUAUACGAGUGUUUACCGAGUAAUAAUAUUUUAUCGUUUCAUUUAAUAUACAUUUUAUUUAUAAGUAAUUCGACCAAUAAAACGUAUAGAUAGCUAUUGGAAAACGAACGGCGUUGCAUACAUGCAUAUUAGACGCGAAUUUUUUAUAUAAACGGACGAGUGGGGAUGAUAAAACCCAUGAGAGGUAGUUGUGAGAUGAGAGACGAUUUCCGGAAUAACGAGUGACAUAGCCAUUUAAAGAUAGGCGGGGAAUAUGGUGAUAAAUAAUAAAAGGCCGAAUUUUGAAUGGGCAAUAAUAGGUAUACAUGUUUUCAAAUCGAAACGAGUGUAUACCUACGCGUAUAGUUCUACAAAGUUAAAAAUAUCUUACUGAAUUUUCCAGCGAAACAAUAAUAAUUCAAUUUGUCUUCGGUUUGUUACACAUAACGAUAUUUGUCAACAGCAAAUCAAAUACUUACUUAUCUAUUUUAGUCCGUAAACUUUUAACGUUGACUUUUGACUCGUUUUAGAUCCUGAGCGGGGCGAGGAAUACGAGUUGAUUUUACUAUGAUGUUUAUUUUUUUUUAUUUGUGAAAUACUUUUCUACCAGCUAUUUUGCUUUUGAUUAUAGCGCUUUUUCUGAAAGAAAAUCUGACUAACGUGGUACUUUAAUGAAACCAUUUUUUGAUUUCUUCCAAUAAUAUUCCCAAUAAAUGGGAAAAACUGGGAAUAAAAACGUAAGAAAAAUGGGAAAAUUUGAACAAUAUUAAACACAUAUUAUUAAAAAAUAUAUAUAUAUAUAUAUAUAUACACAUAAUGCAUGCUUUAAAAUCAUAUUUUACUAUAAUAUAACAUAUAUAUUGUUGACAAGGCAACACUAUUAACUCCGCUCAGAAUCGUUUUUCGUUGGCAACAGUUAUACAUUAAAUUUCCCUUUUACCUUUCCAACUUCAACGCCUACAACAGUUGCCCUCCCAUUAUGUGAAGUAUGUCUAUAUCCUUAUCCUUUUUUUUUUUUUUUCUCUGUAGCUUGUGGUCGGUCGUUACAACACAACAGCAUUACGAACUCUUCCGAUACUACCUUAGCAGUGCCUUGGAACGUCGCCAUAUAUAUGCAAAGCACUAACGAUACUAGCGAGUUAUUGUGUGGCGGAACGUUGAUUGCUUCGAAUUUGGUAGUUUCCGGUAAGUAAUAUUAGGCAAGAUUUUCGUUUAACAUCCAUGCAGUAAUAAUUUAAUUGCAUAGCGUUGAAGCUGUUUGUUUCACCAGGAUACAUUUUAUCCUACGAAUGAUGGUACAUCGUGGUUUUAAUAUUAUUUAGUAGGUUAUCUAAUUAAGUACCUAAUUAUGAUUUUAUGCUUAAACAAAACACAUACAUAAUAAGUACCGAACAGGUAUAAGCGACCGUUUAUUAUAAUAACAAAAAUGAAUAGGUAUGACGAACAAUUUAAAAAAAAAUAAAAUGCUAUUUCCUUUCGUUAGCCGCUCGUUGUUUUUGGGAAUCGGCGUCAAAGAAUCACACGUUAUUAAGUAACGGUCAACACAAAAUUACGUUUGGAAAUAAAAGAGAAUUCGUAUUGCGAAAUAACCAUACUCAGUUUAUUAACGUAAGUACUACAGGCCUUUGUAUGAAAUGUUCAUUUUUAAUAUAAACACGUUCGUGAGCACAAAAUUGAAGUAAGAUCAUAAACUAAUUCCUGUUUUAAAAAAAAACAUAUUCUUAAUGAACUUACUCAGUUCAAGUUCGUUUACAAAUGAACUUAAGUUUAUUAAAUAUGAAUUUUACUAGCUUUACAUACCUAGUCUCACUGGUUUUAAACACUUAUAAUACUUAUCACAUUAUAUGUUCUGAAGUAGCGACGCGACCGAUAUUUUUUGGGACAACUAUUCCAAACAAAAAAUUGGUGGGUGUUUGGACAGUUGUAAUUUUUUCAGUGGCAAUCGGAUACUGGAUGACUUUUGGAUGGCCAAACUAAUAAUCCAUUUCAGGGAUAGGUUGGUUGUACAAAAUGCUACUGUCCCACAAAUUAAAAUUAUUUGCGCCUCCACUGUAUCUAACCACUAUUUAAACUUUAAAUAAUUUUAAGAGGACAGUAACAUGUUUCUAAUAUAUAUAUAUAUAUAUUUCCAAUGAGCAAUGUGACAAAAUUUCGUCACUACCUAUAUUAAUUUAUAGAUUGAUAACAAAACUGCUUAAAUUAUUUUUCUAAAUUCUCAAUGCCGUUAAAAUUCGGAAUUUUAUAUCAAAUUAACGGGCCGAUUAAAGAUUAAGUUUAAUGAAAAUAUGAAUUUUAACUAAAACAAUAGUGGAUUCAAAUAAAUUAUGAACUUGAUUCUUGUUUAACCUCGAACGGAUGAACGAGUUCAUCACGCGAUCUGCCUUUAAUACCAAUAGGAAUUAUAGGUACCUAGCUAGUUUAUUUAUACACCUAUAAAUAAAUAUCAAAGGCGUACCACAAGCUAUUAAACAAUAGUUAAAGUCUCAACUCUCAAGUCUCUAAAUUAUUCUGACAGUAAAGUAUAAUUUAUAUAGAUACCUGAUAUAAUUGUAUUACAAUGAACGCCGAAUAUUAUUGAUGGCAACCAAAUUUUAAUUAUUAUUUUAAUUUUUUUUUCAAUGAAGAUUAUGCGGUAGGUACUCGGAGAGACUGCAGUAUCUACGUACUACUCUACGCACCCACUAUUGAUUUUUUUUUCUUUUUCUAGGUUUCUACCAUUUUCAUCGAAUUGGAUUAUUUGGGGCAAACCGGGAAUUACGUAAACGAUAUAGCCGUUCUCGUGCUAUCGAAGGAAGUAAGAAAUACAUACUACGGUGUUAGCCUGGUUUGCAUCGAUUGGUCCUUGCGGUACAACGUUGAAAACGGAAUCGACGGCACGGUAAAUAAUUCAUUGCAACUGCUAUAGAGCUCUGCAAAGUGCAGGGGCCUAAUAUUUUUAGGCCCAGCCCGUCCCUUCCCCCGAUUUCAAAAUUUUGGUCAAUAUUUCCGAAUCCAUAACCCCCCUGGACCCAUUGUAGCCCUACACCGUUCUUAGAAAUACAACCAGAGACCUCCCAAAUUUAAAACCGUAAAAUGAAGUUCUCCCGCCCCGACCUACUAAUUAGUUACAGAAACUAUAAAGAAAAGCUUUUUUUUUUCGUUUUCUUUACGUUGCGUCGUAAAGGAGCGACCGUUUGUCGUGAUUUUCACAUAGAGAUAUUCGUAGGACUGAGCCGUUUUUCAUGCCGGAAAAACAUCUUAUUCCUGUGGAAAACCUAACCCAUCCCUAAUUUUUUUAAAUGUAUUACCUCCAGGGGUUUUAACUUAGACUUUUAACGAAUCGCCGAUCUUGCACCUUUAGAUAAAGCUCAAUGAGAACUAUAAUAUUCUAAUUAUUCUAAUGACGAUUCAUUUUGCAAAUUUCACCCCUUUACUAACUAACGAUUUAACUAAUCGUCACUGAGACAUUUUAAAAACUCGAAUUAAAUUUAUUACAAAUAAAUUCUUUAAUAGCUAUUGGGGUAUACGUAAUCGGACUCUUGUUUUACUUUAUUUUUUAAUGAGCAGGUAUAUGCGUGGAAAAGUAUUUGGAGGAGGUGCAGUUUAUUUUUGUACCCUGUUAGUACCUACAUAUAGAUUAGGUACCAUUUUUAUCAACAUACGUGUGUGAGAAAAACAUUUCGAAGCCUGUUGGCUCAUUGAUGGGUUUCCCGAAAGUUUAUUUAGGUUUAGUUAUAACUUCUAGGGAACGCUUCUCAAAUUUCGGUAAAUUAGUUGUCCUUCGAAGUUUUUCCCGCUUUAAUCACAGUCUAAUUUAUGAAACUCAAGCCCGGCUGAAAGUGUCGGCGUAUAUGAUACUACCUAGACACUACAAAAAUAUCCUUUUACAUACGAUUUGUUUGAUAAACAUAAUAUGUUAAAUUGCAUGUGUCGUGUUCUAUAGAUUGCGGGCUGGAGACCAAACGGCAAAACAAAUGUUCUAAGUACCGACUUUUUGAACGUUACCUUACCAUACACCGACCGUUUAACGUGCCGAAAAAUGUACGAGAAUACCAACAAAUUCGACAGAUACCUAUCUAGAGAUAAAUUUUGCGCCGGUUCUCUGCAAGGUAACAAAAAAACCAACUACCCGGUUAAACCUACGAUUAAAAUUAAAAUUAUCCAUUUAUUGUUUUUCAUUUAAGUAUCCACCGCAUCAAUUAAUUUGUACCCAAAGAGUAGACAGCCGUCUACUCUUAUACACUUAUAAACUAGGUACCAACCUACCUACCUAUUUAUGGUUCUAGGUUUUUCAAUUGUUUAGAAAUUUAGACACAGCAAUAUUUGUGUUCCAGGAAAAGCUAUUUACGAAUUAGAUAGCGGCGCGGGAUUGACUUUCUACCAUGACGGUUUACAAUAUUUAACCGGUGUGAAGAGCAUCCAGGACGCGAACACCGCCGGUUCGAUCAGUACUUUUUCGGACAUCGGUACCCACAUUAAAUUCAUUCACGAUAUUUACAAAAGGUUCACAUUGUAGAUAAUAUUAAUGUCGUAAUGUAAAUAUAUCUACAGUUGUCAUGAUGUUGGAGGGAACGGCGAGAAAAGUAAAAACAAAAAUAGAAGAGUGUAAACAUUAAAAUAUUCAAAUAAAAACAUAUCAAUACAAACUAAACAACGUAU
Cinara cedri is the source of this 19166-nucleotide messenger RNA. Lineage: Eukaryota; Metazoa; Arthropoda; Insecta; Hemiptera; Aphididae. The record is from the annotation of a GenBank genome assembly.